GUAUCUAUAGACGUGUUGUGGCCUUGAGGUGAGGAUUCCGUGAUCUUGACUCAUACAAGGGUGCUGCUCCUCACUACUCUAUCCAGUUUUUUUUUUGCAAGAUGUCGUGGUUUGGAGGAAAUUCGGAUAGGAAGAUGCAAGGAAGAUGGGACCAUUGAUGAUUUGUCACUGUCUCCUUACCUGGUUGGGCUCCCAACAUGGAAUCCCAUCACAGCUAGCACACCAGCCUUAAAGAGGAUCACCAAGAUUGCUUGUUCCAGUUGAAGUUUUGUGAAAAGCAGAUGGAAAGACUGGCAAAGAAAGCUGAAAAAGACCAAAAAAUUCAAGAAGGCAAGAUAAAGAAAGCUCUUCAACAAGGCAAUGUUGAGGGAGCAAAAAUUUAUGCUGAAAAUGCCAUAAGGAAAAAAAAUGAGUCCUUGUCUUACUUGCGCAUGGCGUCAAAAGUGGAUGCUGUACAGUCUAGGGUUCAGUCCACAUUGGCCAUGAAGGGAAUCACCAAGAACAUGGGUUCUGUAGUUAAAGCUCUCGACCAGGCUCUUAACACCAUGGACCUGCAGAAAGUAUCUGCAAUUAUGGACAAAUUUGAAACACAGUUUGAAGACCUUGAUGUGAGAACUUCGGUGCUUGAAGACAGCAUGGGAGCUGCCACUACUCUUUCUACUCCAAAAGAAGCUGUGGACUCUCUCAUUCAGCAAGUUGCAGAUGAAGCUGGUUUAGAAGUGAUGGACCAGGUGAAUGCACAGUCUAUACCCACUGCCACUCUCACCACUGGUGAACGCACCACAGACCAAGAAGAUCAGCUCACUAGACGUUUGGCAGCACUCAGAAACUAAGCUGUACCUCAUGGUUCAGCUCCAGUGUUGGGAAAAACUGACAGGCUUCACUAUCAGGGGGAAGAACAAGUAUCCCUCAAGGAUUCCUUUAUUUGGAGGGAUCUUUUCCUCACCACUCAAGGGAGUGAUGCAGAAGCUGUGUCUGAGGAGGAAGUCAAGGGCUCCACAUGUGCUACACUAAAACAAAAUAGACAGGUUGGGCCCACAGUGUUGCUUUAAAAACAAGAACAAAAAGACUGUGAUUACCAUGGUAAGCAAACACUAGCAGUCUUUGGUGUGAUCCAGUUACAUACAUAGCUGUACAUAUGUGUAUCUGGUGUUGAAGAUGCUCAUAUUGAAAGCAGCCAAAGGUUCAGUCAUGAGAGAAUGAUGAAUGUGAAUAAUAUUCUAGAAUGUCAUUGCUAUACAAGUAUGGGUAAUAGUUGGAAGAUGCUGAGCUUGGUUUGAGCAGGAAACUUGCUCCCUGUCUCUCCUCUUCAUUCAUUGAUUUGUCAGCUCUAGAAAGAAGAGAAAAGAAAAAAAAAAAAAACUGCCCAGUCUUCUGCUCUCAAUCCCUACAUUUUGUCUAAAAGUAGAUAAGCCUUACCUCUCUUAUUUCCAAUGUUAAGGGAUGCAUUUUAAUGCAUAAUAAUUUUUGCUUUUAUAUCAACAGUAAAUUACAGAAAUUGCAAUAGAAUAUUUUUAUAUAUAAAAGUUUGUAAAUUACAAUAAAUGUUUCCUUUACAUUAAUGUAUACAACUGUAGAACCAAUAUUGUUCGAAGGGCAUAAAGCUAAAGGCUGUACUUGUUUAUCUGAAAGUACAUAUAGCAGUGGUACAUUUUUCACUAGCAUUGAGAAAGUGAGGGAUUUCAGGACCUAGUAAAACAUGCUACAGCUUUAAUACAGUAGGAGACUUACAUAGUGUAGAAGUUUUAUUGAUAUACAUACUUAAUUAUGCUUGGGUGGAAUGCACUAUUUUACGGUUUGAAUAUAUAUAUAUAUAUAUAUAUAUAUAUAUAUAUAUAUAUAUAUAUAUAUAUAUAUAUAUAUAUAUAUAUAUAUAUAUAUAUAUAUUAUUUUAUUUUCAUUUUAUUUAUUUAUUUUUUUUUUUACUGCAAAGAUGGGAAAUAUCCUGAGAACUAGCACAUUCAUUAUUUUCUGUAACAUUGGUCGCAAUCACUAACUUAAGAACUCAUUUUAAGUGUUCAUCUGUAUUCCUGUUAGUAUAUUUAAUGGAAAGCUUUUAAAUAUAUAAGGAAAUUUUAAAUUAUAUGAUAACCCAAUUCAUAUUAACUCAUUAGGUACUUAUAUUCUCAGUAAUUCACAUUUUAAAUGGUCAUUUGCAUCUCAGAGGUGGCUAGGUCACUGUGAGUGGCAACUAGUACUGAACUUGACCUAACUUUUGGUGAUUCCAAUUGUGGGGCAUGCUUUGAACUGUUUGAAUGACAGAGUAGUCUCAUCUAGGGAUUAUCAGGGUUGUGUGUCUCCAUGUUCUUGACAAAUUCUCAACUUGUCUGGGUGCCUCUGAGGCUGGUUGUGGACUGUAAGGUUGUGUACCUCUGUGUUCUUAACUGUGGACUGUAAGACCAGGCCAAAUUAGCCCUGAAUGGAGUAGCAGACAAGGUAUCUACAUGCACACGCACAUUCAAACAUUUCUUCAUAUCUAAUACUUUCUUUGUGUACUCUCUUCAGCAGUAAGGAAAAAAAAGUUAUACAAGUGUUAGUCUGAUUUCUUGUGCAAAGCAUAAGCAUGGUAUUGCCUCAGUGGUUUUUCAUUCAUCAGAUGUAAUGCUAUGUACUGCUGCAUCAUGGGAUUAUUUACAUGACCAAUGAAAGAUUUGUCACAUUUCAGCCUCUCUGUCUAUUAUCACAUUGCAUUCUUAAUUAACUUAAGAUAGCAGUGUAAUACUGUUUUGACAGACUCCAAUGGCAAUUAAAAUUACAAUUGAUAUUCUUAAAUUUUAAAGGCUCUGUACAUGGUUACAUGUGUCAGCCUUCUUCAUCUAUUAGCAGCAAUUGCACAUUCUUGCAGCGUCUUUUUACAGGCUUAGAUGAGGCCCUUCUGGAUCACUGAAUUCCACGUUUUCUUGGGGUCUACCUUGAAAAACCUUACCUACCAAGUAUCUUAAAAUCUCUACCUAUUUUCAUUCAGUCACUCUCUGCCAUCCUCCCAAUAAACCCUUACCACCUCAGUCUGUUUCUUCUCAUCACUAGAAUGAUACACUUGUCUCAUCCUCUCCUUCAGUCCUCAUCACUUUUUUAUUUUUAUUUUCUGUGGUGACAGCCUUUUAUACAUGUACAAUACUAGUUUGCAUCAGUUCAUUCAGCCCUUUUUUUAAAUAAAAAAAAUUUUGUCUUGAGACAUGAUAUUUGUGAAAUAUAUUUUAGUGUAUGUUUCAUCAGUGUUUUUGUUUUAUCAUUAUAAGGAGAAUUAUACAUUUUUUUUUCCUGGCCAGUUUACAAUGCACGAGUUCAAACAAGGUGUUUCUUUAGUGAGUGCCAUCCUCCAAGCAUUGAUUUAUCUGAAAAGUGCUUGUUGUGAAAGUAAUGAAAGUGUUAAUUAAAUACUGAAGGAAUGAAUCAUACAGAGUGGUUGAGCUGGUCAAAUGGAGUAUCUUAUUAUGGUUUCUUUUCUCAAGAGAAUUAAAUAACAAAGGUUUAUAAAAGGUACUUGUAUUAAAAAGUAAAUAUGUGACAUUGUCUUAAGAAUCAUAAUAAGCAGUAAGUUUCCUGACUCAGCAUGUCAAGUAGCAGUUAUAUCAUCAGGACCAAUACUGAUUUUUGUGGCCAUGUUCAUUUGUGACCACUCUGAACCUCAAACUUGAGCAGAGAACAAGGAUCAAAUUCUUUGUCAAACUCAAGAAAUGGAGAUCUUUGAAAUUAUACAUCAUACUGAUAGAAUUGUAUCAGGGAGCUUGACAAGGUGCUUUGAGUGGCAUUUGUAAAGGAACAAAACAUCACAGAAGGAUCAUUUGAUCACAAUCUAAGGAGUUCUUGACAUCAUAUAUGUGUCUUGUGCAAUUCUCAUGUUCAUUUUGAAAUUGCAAAUCAUUGUCAAGUUCAUGAUCAAGCUCCUGGUGCAUGAGCAGAACUGAGAUGAAGUCUAUGAGGAUUUCUGUGAAUAUCUUAGAGAUAAUUCAACUUCCAUGUCAAGAAUCAUCAUUGGUAACAAGGCAAGGCAAGUUAUGAGCACCAUGACGAUUUUUCAUUUUCAACACUGGUAGGUUUGUGCUUUGUGGAUUCAUCUCCUGGAGUCAGACUGUCAAUGCCAAAUUUUGCUGGUAUUCUAAAGCAUCUGAGGUAGAAUAUUCACAAGUGACCUGACAUUGUAGUAGGAAUUACUGUUGUAUCAUGACAACAUGCCUGUUUAAAGUGCAUUGAGCAUUUUCAUCCACACCAUGAUCAUGCUCCCUAUCUACCUGCUGGAUUUGACUUCAAUGAAGAGCUCAAUGAUAGACUUGGUUUAGUACCAAAAAUGAAAAACAAACACCUAGUCAGAGUUUUGCAACUUUCAAACUAUCUCAUUCACCAAUGAAACUUUGAAAUUCUUUUUCCUAAUUGUAACCUAAAAUAUGUACUUUUCUAUUAAUAUAGUUACAUUAAUAAGAUUUCAAAAUAUUUUGAAAGGAGCAACAACGAUCAUGUGUUUCACCAGUUUUCACAGCUUGUUCACAGUCACCCAAUCCAUCAUUCUGCAUUAACUUUCAGUAAUAUGCAAUUGGAAACAUAUCAUUUACUGGGAAAUCUAACAUAAUAGGCAAAAAAUAGGUUAGAAAGGAAGAAAACAUGAAAAUCAUACUUAAAUUAUAAUGUAACAAGCAGACAAUCCCUGCAGUGAAGCAGGGAGAGGGAGAGAGACUGAAAGUUGGUGGGAGAGCAAGGUGGAGGGAGUGUCUUGAUCAUUCUACCCUUCAGUUAUUUCAGUUUGAUGUACUUCACUUAAAGCUUGCCAAAAUGUGUAAAUUGCGAUAAAAGGAAACCAAAACAAAGAAAAAUUCCAUUAUAUUUUCUUUUAACUCAUGAUUUCAUUGGGUUGUGAUAUAAAUACCAAGAGCUAAUGAUUGGCUCGCUUCCCACCUGGAGGCACAUGACCAAGCCUGUCCUUCAGUUCUCACAGCAGAACUGUAGCGCAGCAAUUAAGGCCACACCCCCUUGUUAUUUUAGCAGGAUUUCAAAAUUAAAGAUCAUUCAAUUUCAGUUCAGCUCUCUUCUCUCGAGAAAAUAAAGGUGGGAAAAGCCAAUGAAGUGAAAGAUGUAUUUUGUUGUGAGGACACUCCACCAAGUCUGUCAUAUGCCCACACUAGGUCUAAGGGAUAUAUAUAUAUAUAUAUAUAUAUAUAUAUAUAUAUAUAUAUAUAUAUAUAUAUAUAUGACGUGCCUAGAGUCAGAAGGAUGAAGCUGCCAAAUGAUAGUUUCAAGAUAACUACACUUAAAGUUGGUGUAAUAUAUAUAUAUAUAUAUAUAUAUAUAUAUAUAUAUAUAUAUAUAUAUAUAUAUAUAUAUAUAUAUAUAUAUAUAUAUUUCACACUGUUCAAUGCUCUUUUUCAGGUUUUAUUUCUUGCCACCUAAAUCUUGUUUUAAACUGGCAAACUGUUGUACUCAUUAUUCUCAUUGCAUAUUUUACUAAUAGUCAUACUUGAUUAAAUGUUACCUGGAAAUUGCUGUUGGAAUUAUGAAAAUGUGUGGACAUUGUGGUCAUAAUUGAUUCACAGGGAGUGGAAGAAAAUUUAAAAUAAGCUGCUGAUUAUCUGUAAACUUAAUUUGACUUCACUGCUCUCACGUUUACUGUUCCCAUACUUUGCUUGUGUCCAAGCAUGUUGUAUCUGAUUUCUCGUAUAAUGAUUUUUAUGCAGAUUCAAGAAAUUGCCUGAUUUGAAUGAAAGUUGUAUUACUAAUAAGGUAUAACAAAUACAGAUAUCUAAAAACA
Messenger RNA from Scylla paramamosain (green mud crab), 5740 nucleotides. Its product is annotated as charged multivesicular body protein 1a-like. The record is from RefSeq and is a predicted model, not a curated record. Bases 282 to 833 code for a protein of 183 amino acids. The transcript has 7 exons. Gene Ontology annotation, cellular component: multivesicular body; ESCRT III complex. Gene Ontology annotation, biological process: protein transport; late endosome to vacuole transport; endosome transport via multivesicular body sorting pathway. NCBI's taxonomy places the organism in Eukaryota, Metazoa, Arthropoda, Malacostraca, Decapoda, Portunidae.